Messenger RNA from Adineta steineri, 261 nucleotides. Lineage: Eukaryota; Metazoa; Rotifera; Eurotatoria; Adinetida; Adinetidae. The record is from the annotation of a GenBank genome assembly.
AUGGGUCAGUCGACAGAUAAUCCUGGUCUUGUUAUUCAUAGCGUAUUAGGUGGCUCUGAUCACGAUUUGUAUUAUAUUUAUCCAAAAAGUCGCAAUCCGAUUUUUGAAGACAAAGUACUUUCGCAAGCACUACUAAUUUAUUGGUAUGUUUCAUCUCUCAAGUAUGAGAAACAACUUUAUGCUAAAUUAUAUUAUUCUUCACCAACAGCAACGAAACCUGACAAAAUCGACUAUACAUUUGUUUUUAAUGCUAGCCAUUGA